Messenger RNA from Adineta steineri, 2226 nucleotides. NCBI's taxonomy places the organism in Eukaryota, Metazoa, Rotifera, Eurotatoria, Adinetida, Adinetidae. The record is from the annotation of a GenBank genome assembly.
AUGAGAUUUCGCAGUUAUUUUUCUAUUAUUCUAUUUGUUUUAAUUUUUAAAAAUGAUAUCAAUGGUGAAUCUAUAUCAUUUAUGAAUUUAAUUCCAAAUAUAAUUGCUAAUCAUCGUUUUGUACAAGAAAAUAUUAUUGAUUCUACUAUUGAAUUUAAUCAAACAUUACCAUGGAUAAAUAUUGAUCUUACAAUUGAUGCUAAUGGAUCGAAUUGUAGUCAAGAUAUUCAAUUAUUAGCUAGAGAUUUAGCUACUAGAAAAAUAUGGGCAUUAAAGACAUUAGAUGCUUGGGGUAAAUUUCCGAGUGGAGUUAUGCAAGGAAAUAUUUAUUGGGUUGGUUCAGUUUUCGAAUGUAAACAUCAUUUACGUGGUUUAAAUAAUAGUGUUGUUCAACAACCAUUUCAAACUCGUACAUGUACGAUUGGUACUGGUUUUUCAAAUAUUAUUCGGCCAGUUUAUGGUAUUUGUGUACCACAAAGUUGUAAUGCAAAUGAUCUUGUUAAUUAUAUUAAUACACGUACUAUUCGAAUACCAUUUAUCAAACGAUUUAUUCAUUUAACAGACGAUAAUAUUCAUUGUAUUGAUCAUCGUUCCUAUGAUGGAAAAGCAAUUUUAACAAUUGUAAUUUUAACUAUUCUUAUUAUUCUUAUUCUUCUUGCUACUGGAAUGCAUAUUGCUUGUAAAGAUAAAUACAGUUUACAAGUUGAAGACAGUAUUCGAUCAGGAUAUGAACCCAUAUUAGAUCAAACAAUAGUCGAAGCAGAAACCGAAACAGUAAUAACAACAACAACAGCUGCAACAACAGAUCCAUUAGAUGAAGGUACACCAUUGAUUGCACGACCUCGACAAACUGUUGAUUCAAUUGCACAAAAUUUAAUUAAUUGUUGUUCAUUAACUAAUAAUUAUCAUCUAUUAAAAAAUAAAAGUCAACCAAAUACGCUCGCUUGUUUAAAUGGUAUUCGAGUUCUUUCACUUUGCUGGGUUAUUCUUGGUCAUACAUUUGUAUUUGCUGCAUUUUAUUCCGAUAAUGUGGUAACUAUCAUUAAUUGGUCACGUCAUUUAUAUGCUCAAAUAAUUAUACAAGCAGUAUUUAGUAUUGAUUCAUUUUUUCUUCUAAGUGGUUUGUUAACUGCAUUUAUAUAUUUUAUAUCUAAAAUUGAAAAUGAGAGAUUUUCAAUUUUAAGAUUUUUUGUCAAUCAUUAUAUUUAUCGUUAUCUAAGAUAUACGAUAUUUUAUGCGAUAAUGCUAUUAAUUUAUAUUACACUUUCACCUUAUUUUGGUCAAAGUGGUCCGAUUUAUCCAAUCAAUGGCAGUGAAACAUCAGCAUGUAAACAUACAUGGUGGCGUAAUUUACUUUAUAUUAAUAACAUGUUUGAUUCACGUGAUAGUUGUAUGCCGGUAACAUGGUUUUUAGCAACAAAUAUGCAAUUACAUUGGAUUGCACCAUUGUUUUUACUUGCUACAUCAUGGAAAUGGAUUUGUGGAAUACUUGUAGCUAUAACUUUUAUUAUAGUUGAUAUUAUAUCAACGUCCGUUAUUAUGUCAACAAGAGGUUAUGAUCAUGGAAUGUUUAGUGAUUUAUAUUCAAAUCGAACGAAUACAAGUCAUAAUUAUAUGAAUGAUGUGUAUAUUAAACCAUGGUGUCGUAUAACUCCAUAUGCAAUUGGUUUAAUACUUGGUCAUAUUCUUUAUGAAAUGCAUCAACGUGAUAAUACACUUUCAUGGGAAUCACUUUUACCGCAAAGACGAUUAACUGGAUAUAAACAUAUAAAACAAAUCAUUGCUUGGAUAUUGGCUUUAGUUAUAAUGGCACUCUGUAUUUUCGGUACACAUGGAGAUUUUAAUGGAAAUCCAUUAACUUCAUCAGAACGAGUUGCAUUUCAUGCUCUAUCAAGACUCGGAUGGGGUAUUGGAUUAAGUAUAAUUAUUAUCAUUUGUUUUAUUAACCAACGAGGUAAAGUGAAUAAAUUUUUGAGUCAUUCAUUUUUUCAUUUAUUGGCAAAAUUAACAUUUGGUGCAUAUCUUUGGCAUUCGCUAGUUCUCACUGUGAAUUAUUUUGGUAGUGAUCAACCUAUUCAUUUUACAUUACCCACUAUGAUAUUCAAUUUUAUUAUUCAUACGAUGAUUUCCUAUAUUUUAUCAUUCUUUACUUUUCUUCUUUUUGAAUUACCAAUAAUACAAUUAUUAAAAAGUGCUUUUCAUCAUCAAACGAACAAUUCUAUUUAA